This is a messenger RNA of Talaromyces atroroseus, 2232 nucleotides long. RefSeq lists its product as hypothetical. Gene Ontology annotation, biological process: DNA-templated transcription; positive regulation of transcription by RNA polymerase II. Lineage: Eukaryota; Fungi; Ascomycota; Eurotiomycetes; Eurotiales; Trichocomaceae. Gene Ontology annotation, molecular function: sequence-specific DNA binding; zinc ion binding; DNA-binding transcription factor activity, RNA polymerase II-specific. The record is from RefSeq and is a predicted model, not a curated record. Bases 1 to 2232 code for a protein of 743 amino acids. The transcript has a single exon.
AUGAAGAGCGCAUUUCAGACGUUUCGCGUAUCCAAGCCUCCCCAACGAAACGGCCGCCGGGCACAAUCACAAUCCACCACAACUCCUGAGCAACUAGACUCCGAGUCAACGACCCCAGAGGACUCCGAGACAUUUGUACGCUACCCUACGCAAUCCGCUUGUGAGCGGUGUCGGCGAUUGAAGAAGAGGUGCACCCGGACGGCAGAAGGGGCAUGUAGCCUAUGUGUUGCUGCUUGGGUACCAUGCUCGUUUCCCAAGUCUGUCCAGCAGGUUCACGAGCGCGAGAAGGCGCUUCAGGAACGCAUUUCAUGGCUCUCUCGCUUUGUCAAUGAGGUCCGACAGUCCAGUGCGGUGCCCGUUGAGUUGAUUGAAACCGGCCACGAGCUCACAACAACUCUAAGUGUUAUUCAGUCUCCUGUCACUACCGAACAGGUACCGGCUGUUAGAGAUCAUCCUUGGUCUGAGAACACUCAUGGACAAGGAUCCUCGAUCAAUGUUGGAGAAACGGAGAGAAACACCACACCGCCAUGUCUUCUCGACAAAGCCACAGCUUCGCGUCUAGUAGACGCAUACUUUCGUCACGUUCAUCGUGCCUACCCAUUCCUAGAUCGAGAGCAAGCGAUACAGUCCCUGGACUCUUGCUUCCUAUCGGCCACCGGUGACACCGUUCUCCUGGAAAUAGCACGUCUACCCACUCGCCUAGCUGUUGUUAUGGCUAUUGGACGCACGACACUGCAGCGAGUGAACGAAAUUGGUAAUGCCUCAGUCCCCUUUUUCGACAUUCCCGAGAAGGAAAUUAUCCACGAAUGUUUGUGUAAGAGCGAUCUCGCAUCUGUAGAGAUCCUGACUUUACUCGCCUUGUACUCCCUUUUCGAGGCCAACCGUAUACCACCAGGUUCCAUUACAGGAAUCCUUACUCGCAAAGUCAUAUCCAUGGGCCUUAUUCGAGACAGCGGCUCUUCCUAUGAGAUGUCACAAGUCGAAUUGGAGCGUCGCCGGCGACUCUUUUGGUCUGUGUAUAUCUUAGAUCGUAUGAUCAGUGUUUCGUAUGGUCUUCCGCCCAGCAUCAACGAUGAAGAUAUUGCCGUUCCGCUGCCAAGUAUCACUGUCGAGGAAUAUGCGUCUCCAGAUCGGUAUUUCUAUGCCAUGACGCUACAGGUCAAUCGGCAUGUUGUAUCUUUACGACGCCUUGAGGGGGAAAUUCUGCAGAGUAUCCACCUAUCAUCCUCACAGCGACUGGCUGCGAUUGACCCUUCCAUGUCAACAUCCUAUUAUGAGGACACUCGCCGGAAGAUAGACGACUGGUACACACAAGGAUGCCUCAUGUCGAGUUCCGCCAUGAAUGAUAAUGACCAUCUCCCUUUUCGUAACACUAUUACCUGGCACAAUGUACGGUAUCAGAAUCUCUACGUGCUGCUAUAUAGCCCCUCAAGGUUCAGCGUUGCACGUUCGGUGGAGGAAAUUGAAGAGCUGCAAUCGGCUGCAUCAAAGUAUGUGCAGUCCAGUCUCAUCUUGCAGCAGCAAAACCACCUUCCAUUUAACUGGAUCACUUUAUGUCGAUUCUUGAUGAUGGGUGCCACCUUUUUCUACUGCUACGUAUGGCGGCUCAACCAUGUCACAUCUACAGAGAGCGUACACAUUCAGAGUAAACAUAACACGCAAGCGUCUAUCUUGUCAUCUGCAUCACCCCGAUCCACGUCAGGAGGUAAAUCAAGCCUGUAUGAAAUCGCAAACGAUAUGGCCCUAUGUGCCACGAUCAUGGAAUCUUUCUCGGAAGACUGGCGAGCUGCCAAGCGGGCGGCAGCUGUCUUUCGACGAUUCGUCGAUUAUGUAGCUGCACAACAAUCUACACCUUUUGUGGAAAGCGGUACCCGUGCUGACCAAGGCCUUGAAUCUUUGAGCCGGCAUUAUGAUCCCGUUCUCGAUGCCGUGAUGGCAGCCUCGGUCCUGGAUGUUUCCCUGGAUGACGAGCAGUUGAUUUCGCUGCAGACAAUCCGUAAACAAAUUGAGGAGUUGAUCAAGGAUACCCUUGGAGAGACCACCAUAUAUGCCUAUGCAGUAAGAGAAUUUGAGUCGACGGCCGGACUGGUGAAGAAUGGCGUCGGGCCCAGGAUGUUUCCCUCCGAGACCUAUAGCAGGGCGUCCAUUGAGUUCCCAAAUCCAAACGUCGCAGCAGAUAGGUCCAGCUUGUGGCUGGACAUUAUGGACGAUCUAGGUCUCGGUGUUCUUUAA